GUGGACAACAACAAAACUUAUAAACUAUACGAGCGUCAUAUUAUAAACCUAAAAUAAAAAAAAAAGAUUGAAAAAAGUGUUUUAGUAAGUGAGUGAUGGCAAUAGCUUUGCACACCUUCUUUCUUCAACUCAUACUCUUCUUCCUUGCUUCUUCUCUUGCAGAGGCGAACAACCCGCGAAAGAUAUACCUUGUGCAGAUGAAAGUUGGAGAGCAUCGAUAUGGGUCCAGUUCCGGUCACAAGGAACUACUUGGGGAAGUUCUUGACGACGAUAGCACCGUAGCAAAUGCACUUAUAUACAGCUACAGCGAGAGCUUCACGGGUUUCUCGGCAAGCCUCACGCAAAAUGAACGGCAAAAGUUAAAGAGGAGAAGAGAGGUAUUAGAAGUGUCUCAUAGCAGAAACUUAAAGCCUCACACGACAAGGUCAUGGGACUUUAUGAAUCUAACAUUAGCAGCUAAGCGAAAUCCCCAGGCUGAGAGUGAUUUGGUGGUAGCUGUCAUUGACUCUGGCAUUUGGCCAUACUCUGAGCUCUUCAGUAGCGACAGUCCUCCUCCUCUGGCUUGGCAAGACAAAUGCGAAAACAUAACUUGCAACAACAAGAUUGUUGGGGCUCGAUCAUACUACUUGGAAAAAGAACAUUACAAUGUAGCUGAAGAGAAGUCAGUCAUUGACGUGGAUGGCCACGGCACGCACGUAGCAUCCAUUGUUGCCGGCAAGGAAAUCGAGAAGGCGAGCUACUUUGGGCUAGCCGAAGGCACCAUGAGAGGCGGUGUUCCCAACGCAAAGAUCUCAGUUUAUAAAACAUGUUGGAAAAUAAUAAAUAAAGAGGAUUUAUCUUGUCCGGAACAUAAAGUCUUGGAGGCAAUAGAGGAUGCAAUCAAGGACAAGGUCGACAUCAUAUCCUAUUCUCAAGGGGGGCAAAAGCCAAUCCCCAUACACAAAGAUUUGGUCUCGUGGGCGUUCUUAAGAGCACUUGAAAAAGGAAUUUUGACUUCAACCGUGGCCGGGAACUCUGGCAUGGAGCCCUACACAAUCAUCAACGGCGCACCUUGGGUCAUGACCGUUGCGGCAAGCUUGAAAGAUAGACUUUUCAAGACAAAGUUAGAGCUGGAAGGAGAUAAAUCAAUAUUUGUAUACGACACGAUAAACACCUUCGAGACACAAGAUUCUUUCUACCCACUUCUGGACGAAACAGCACCCCAUGAAUCAACAAGAAAACGUGAACUUGUUGCUGAGAGUAACGAUGCACCAAUCUUGUCGAAUCAUAGAAACGGCAAAAGAAAAAACGUUUUCUUCAACUAUUCACAAAGCACAAUCUUGGACAAAGUGUUUAAAGAGAGACCGCAAGGUGCAAUCAUAUGGGAUAAUUUUAGCGAAAGAGUUGGGAUGCGAAAGUUACAGUUUCCUAUAGCAUCUAUAGUUCUGGACAAAAUACGAGGAAGUAUGCUACGGAAAGACUUUUCAGAAAAUGAAAGGAAUAUAUCCGUCAAAAUCCACAAGACGGUGGAAGUUCCAGCAGAAGAUGGAGAGGAAGCAACCAUUGCUGACAUGUCUUCUAGGGGUCCUAAUUGCGACAGAUUCCUAGCAAACAUUCUCAAACCCGAUAUAGCUGCUCCAGGGUUAGACAUCAUAGCGGGUUGGCCCGAGAAUGUGAAUCUUCUGCCAAAAGAGGAAAGUGAUUACCGCCAUCUCAGGUUCAAUAUUUUGUCAGGAACUUCCAUGGCUUGCCCUCAUGCCACUGGACUUGCCUUGUACAUCAAGUCAUUCUACCCUUCUUGGUCUCCAUCCGCUAUUAAAUCCGCUCUAAUGACCACUUCCACGGAAAUGGAGGGCAAUGAAUUUGAGUGCGGGUCAGGAAGAUUAAACGCUACAAAUGUCUUAGACCCCGGUUUGAUCUAUGAGACAAGACACCUGGACUACAUAGAUUACAUGUGCAAACAAGGCUACAAGACCCAAAUGCUAAGAUCACACGUUGGAAGCGACAAGAUAAGUUGCUCGGGGACCAAGACAGACCUGAACGCAGACCUCAACUAUCCAACCAUGACGGCCCAAGUCGAAAUCAACACCAAGUUCACCAAAGUCUUCUAUAGAACGGUCACCAACGUUGGUGCCCCAGACUCCACUUACCUCGGAGAGAUUAAGUUCCAAUAUGAGAAAAACUUUGAUGCUGAGAUCACUGUGGAGCCUAAACGGCUACAUUUUGACAAGUUGGGAGAUACCAAGACUUUCACGGUCACCGUCACCGGAGAAUCGAAGCCGAAUAUAAAUUACAAGAACUCGUUUAUGACAGAAAACACGUGGCUCACUUGGACGGAGAUGGAUGGUUCUCGCCAAGUCAGGAGUCCCAUUGUCAUAUACUCUAUAACGAAGAGCUACCCCGCUUGCCGUAAAUUCCACAAGAACUAACUCAAGCUGCCACUCUUCUAGAAAACCUUAAAUUAUAUAAUAUAAUAAUCUAUGAUGUCAUAAUAAGACUGGACUCUGGAAUCUUGAUUAAUAUUAAGGGUAACUUAAUAAGUAUGGUUUCAGUUCCUCAUUCCUGUUUAGAUUAAUUUCAACCAAAUUAAACCUGAACCUAGUAUGGAUAUCGUUUGUAUGUUGUUAUGAUAUUAGUUUUAUAUUUUAAAAGAUAUUAUGAAAGGAUUGUUCAGUAAUUU
This is a messenger RNA of Eruca vesicaria subsp. sativa (arugula), 2659 nucleotides long. Lineage: Eukaryota; Viridiplantae; Streptophyta; Magnoliopsida; Brassicales; Brassicaceae. The record is from the annotation of a GenBank genome assembly.